AUGGCUCCGAUUAGAAUGUCACGUGUUUCAUAUCGUCGAUUUAAAACUAUUGCAAAAUUAACCAUCAUGGUUCUCUGUACCGGAAAUUUUCUUCUAAUGAUUAUGACAACAAGAUUAUUAAAAGAAACAGUACAACUUUCACAACAUAAUAUUACCAUAUGGAGCACAGAAUAUUUUCUAAUAUCUCUUAUUUUAAUUUCUAUUUGUAUAUUUAAUAGUACAAUACAUGAUAUUAAGCGUCAACUUUUAUCAUUUGAUGUUGAAUUGAUCGAUAAAAGUUUAUCAAAUCAUUGCCAUUUAACUAAAACAUGUGCAAAAAAUCUAAAAGUUUUGGAUAAAACAAAUGGCAUAUCUCCUAGUAUCGAAGAACGACAGAAGUUCUAUGAAGCAUAUAAAAAUGAUCCAGAAAUGACUCAAGUUGAUGCAUUUAUAUGUUUUCAUCCGACAGCAAUGUGUGAAGUAUUUAUGCCUUUUAAUCGACCACUGAUUAUUAUAGCAUCAACUCGUUAUGAAAUGGGACGAUUUUCUAAGGAAGAAUGGAUUAAAUGGAAUAAAAAUCUUCAACUUAUAGCUUUAAAUCCUCGUAACAUUGUAGCUGCUAACAAUUUAUACGAUGCUGAAUAUAUACGAUAUUUUACUGGUAUUACACCAAUUAUUAUACCAUCUUUAUGUGAUUAUACAAACGUAUCAUAUGCACCAAUUAUUAAAAAACCAUUUCUUAUUGCAACUAUGUAUGUAGAUAAAUUUCGUUUUCAAUUUAUGAGAAAUUUAAAAAGUUCAUUGAAACGUUCAAAUACAUCGAUAACUGUUGGUUAUUUACGAGAUAUCUAUAAAGAACGUUAUGAAUAUUCUGAUAUUGCUAGUCAUCCUGGAAUUAUUUAUAUUCCAUAUCAAGUAUCCCUUAUGAGUUUAUUUGAACAAUAUCGAAUGAAUAUUCCACUCUUUUUUCCAUCAAUUGAUCUUCUUACUGAAUGGCAUUAUACACAUCAUGUUAUUGAUCAACGAACAUGGGAUACAGUAUAUAAACAUCCAAGUAAUACUUCGAUUAUACCAGGUGUUCUAGGAUCUGAUAUUCCUGAUCCUAAUAAUGAAUUCGAUCGCAAAGCAAUUCGUUAUUGGUUACAAUUCUCUGAUUUCUAUCAAUGGCCACAUAUAACUUACUUUAACUCUAUUGAUGAUCUUACCAUAAAACUAACUAGUACAAAUUUAACGGAAAUUAGUCGAAAUAUGAAGAUAUACAAUACAGACUUAAAACAGAAAUUAUUUCAGCAAUGGAACCAUAUACUUCAGAGAAUAAGUUCAAAAUAA
Messenger RNA from Adineta steineri, 1308 nucleotides. NCBI's taxonomy places the organism in Eukaryota, Metazoa, Rotifera, Eurotatoria, Adinetida, Adinetidae. The record is from the annotation of a GenBank genome assembly.